Molecule: messenger RNA, 2329 nt
Organism: Solanum verrucosum
Lineage: Eukaryota; Viridiplantae; Streptophyta; Magnoliopsida; Solanales; Solanaceae
Exons: 3
Coding region: 296-2266 (656 amino acids)
Source: RefSeq, a predicted model, not a curated record
CUCAAUUAUUUUUUUUCAUAUUUGUUUCUUGGGAUUUGGUCUUCUUGAUUUUUCCAUUUUUUUUGGAGGUGGGGUUGUUUUUUUCUUGCUUAAAUUUCAAUUUUUAAUCAAUUUUGAUUAUGAUUAGUUUAUAAAAAGCAUUAUGAAUUAAAAAAAUAUUUUGAUGGCUGCUGUUAUUAUAUUGAUAUUAUCAAUUUUGUUGGAUUUAUCAUCAUUAGUUACAAGGAGGAGGAGACCAUCUUCAAUAAAGUGCCUGGUUUAAUUAACCAGACUGGUUAAAGAGUUGUUGAAACAGAUGGAAGGGAAGCAGCACACACCAAGUGUUAUAGCAAGGCUGAUGAGCCUUGAUGAGCUUCCACCUCGGCAGCACCUCCCUGUUAAGAGAAGGAGAGUACUCUCUGAGAACUAUCUCCAGAAAAUGGCUUCUAUAGGUUUGCGAGAGAAGAGUUCAUUUUCUGUUGGCUUCUCCCGUGGAAUAAAUACUCAGAAGUGUCAAGUAGUUAAAGAUGUAUCUGCAGCCAAGUUGAAGAUGCGGAAAUAUACUAAUUCGAGUGUUACUUUAAUAAAGGAGAAACAUUCUUAUCUUAUGGACUCCGAAGGCAUCUCAGAAAGUUUACUUUCAACCAAGCAUUUGCGUGAUCUACAGGCUUAUAAACCCUAUUGCCAUCCAGUUCACUCAGCUGUCGCUAAGACAAUAUGCAAGAUGUCUGCUAGGACUACCGCUAAAGAAAAGACUUCGAAAUCUCUUCAGACACUUGAGAUUGGUACACCUAAGGAUGAUGUUGGAGACUGUUCUAUUCAUCACUUGAAGAAAAUAAACUUUCAGCUUGAUCCAAAUGAAAACAUGCCUCAUCCGUCUACAAGAGUUAUUGUGGUCAAACCUAGUUCUGGAAAGUAUCGUAAAACCAAACAUCAGUCUGUUUCUCGUAGGCAUGGCUUGGAGUCCGAUCCCGUUGAUUUGAAGUACAAGAAAUUCACAGAACAUGAAAAUGGGACAGUACAUAAUAAGAGACCAGGAAGAGCAGAAAGCAUCAGUGACACUUUUCUGAAGGCCGAGGCUCUAAAGCUGCCUUCUUCAAAAUUAUUUAGUAAACAAAGAAAAGAUAAUACACUAAAUUUCUUUUCAAAGAGGUCAUCUUUUUCCAAAGAAGUCAAGAAGCAAACCAUUGAAAAGUGGAAGCUGAUGAAUGAUCUUUCAGAAGUUGAAACAACUUCUAGAAGCCAAAAUCUUGGAGAAAUGCUUGCUACGGAUGACUUAGAAACUAGGCCUCAAUUUUUGGACUCCAAGCGUGACUCACAAAGUUUUUGCAGUUCAUUCAGUGUGAACACUCAGAUCUCAGGCUCGUGCAGCAAGGAUUCGUUAAUUCCAAAUCAUUCUGCUGGUUCUAUGAUAGCCUCUGGAAGUCCUGAAGGUAUGAUUGGCCAUAAAGCUUCUCUAUAUGGCUGGCAUCUGAGGCAGAAAGUAGCUGUUACUGAGAAACAUUCCAAGUAUAUGAACCAAAAACAGAAAGAUAAUAUGGAAUAUAGAGACUUGAACUUGAAGGAAACCGAUCAGCGCAGUCCAAAUUCAGUUCUGGAGCCACCGUUCCAGGAAGAGAAACCCUGUACCUCUGCAUUCCACGGCUUAUGUAGUGUAGCACGGCAACUUCAGCUUCUUGAGACCAACUCUGAGGAAACAUAUUCAGAAGGAUCUGAAAUGGGUGUCUCAACUGAUGGAGACUCCGAGACAGGGUCUCUGGAUCUCCUUCAAGAUAGUGAAAACAUAUUGAAAGACUUCAAAACCGCAGAUGGCAGGGACUUCUCCUAUCUGGUUGAUGUUUUAGAUGAAGCUAGUUUGCACGGCAUGAACCUAGGAAUGUGUUUUGAGACAUGGCAUUCUUUGGAAUGUCCCGUGAAUCCCUCAGUGUUUGACUUGUUAGAGAAGAAAUACGGGAAACAAAUAUCUUGGCUAAAAUCAGAGAGGAAACUUCUGUUUGACCACAUAAAUUCAGGGCUAAGUGAGAUUUUGCAUUCAUUUCUGGAGAUCUACAUAAUAGAAAAAUCUUUAAAAAGAAGGUGCUGUUCUACUAUGAGGAGAACUGAUAUUGAAGAAGAGUUGUGGAGGAUGCUGGUUAGUCAUGAAAAUGAAAUACGCAAGGACUUGUCUGGCAAGGCAAUUGGAAAUGAAACCAAAUGGUUGCAGGUCGAGGAGGAAAUUGGUAGCAUAUGCAGAGAAAUAGAGAAAUAUUUGUUGGAUGAGCUAGUUGCAGAAUUAGCUUUGCAUUGAGAGCGUAUAAAAUGGGAUUUUGGCCGCUAAGUUUUCCUACUACUUCCCUCCUCAAGUUACUGG